Messenger RNA from Caretta caretta (loggerhead turtle), 7002 nucleotides. It is a transcript of the gene SH3RF2, whose product is annotated as SH3 domain containing ring finger 2. Gene Ontology annotation, molecular function: protein phosphatase 1 binding; ubiquitin protein ligase activity. Gene Ontology annotation, biological process: protein ubiquitination; positive regulation of proteasomal ubiquitin-dependent protein catabolic process; negative regulation of apoptotic process. Lineage: Eukaryota; Metazoa; Chordata; Testudines; Cheloniidae. The record is from RefSeq and is a predicted model, not a curated record. Gene Ontology annotation, cellular component: nucleoplasm.
GCAGACUUGAGCUUGAAUACAAUUCUUCUCACUAGUACUGAAUCACAAAUGACUCACUUCAAACUUGGAUGUGAGAGCAAAGUAUACAUUUGCAAAUUGGCUCGUGAGGCAUUGCUUUGCAAUGUAGGUGGGAUAGGUUUCAUACUGUAGCAGUCAAGUUCUGUUCUUUUUUUCCCCUCCUCCUCUCUUUUCCUUCAUGCAGGAUGGUUUUCUGAGUUCAGGAUUUCAGUGUUGUUUGUGAAGGUACUGUAGCAACUGCUACCCAAUGCUCUGGUGAAUGUAUCAUGUGGACUUUCCUGGCCUCACGUGAGACUGGAGUUCUUCACUAAAGAUGGACGAUUUCGCCAUACUUGACCUGUUGGAAUGUCCUGUGUGCUUUGAAAAGCUAGAUGUCACGGCCAAGGUGCUACCAUGCCAGCAUACCUUCUGCAAGCCUUGUCUACAGGGGAUACUGAAAUCCCAAAACGAGCUGAGGUGCCCGGAGUGCAGAACCCUAGUCUUCUGCAGCAUUGACGAGUUACCGUCCAACUUGCUUCUAAUUCGCUUACUGGACGGUGUCAGAUAUGGACAAAACGUUACAAGGUUUGGCUCAGUCCAAAGAUCUCGGGUCCUGACCUCUCCUGCUUCCAUCAGGAGAGACAGGGGAGAUCCAAGAGGUUUACAACUUAAUCAGUACAGGCUGGCACCAAAUCCCAGGAUCCAUAUGGAAGGGGUUCCCCGGGCCAGAGCCCUGUACAGCUACAGAGGACAAAACCCUGGUGAACUGAGGUUCAAUAAAGGGGACAUCAUCAUAUUGCACCGACAGCUGGAUGAAAAAUGGUACUUGGGAGAGAUCAAUGGGGUCAGUGGGGUUUUCCCAAGCAGCACAGUGCAGGUUAUCAAACAACUUCCACUACCACCACCCCUGUGCAAAGCACUUUACAACUUUGAUCUGAGAGAGAGAGAUAAAAAAGAAAAUAAGGACUGCCUGACAUUUCAUAAGGGCGAUAUCAUCACAGUGAUUAGCAGAGUUGAUGAGAACUGGGCAGAGGGAAAGUUAGGUGAUAAAAUAGGGAUCUUCCCCAUCUUGUUUGUGGAGCCAAACAUGACUGCAAGACAACUCCUACAGACAAAGAAAAGCCACCGAUCCCCCUCAUUUAAAUAUUCAUCACCUUUAAGGACAGCCUCUCCCAGAGCGAAAGGCACAGAGUCACCAACCUUCCGCAAGGUGUCAGAAUCUAGAAGGAAGAGCCUGAGACCAUUCUCUAUCACGAGUGCCUUGAAUUCACUCAACAGGAUGGUCCACUCACCCACAGAGCGGCAAACACUGGAAAUCAGCUCACCAGUACUCAUCAGCUCCAGUAAUCCUACUGUGGCAACCCAGAGCAGCGAGAAAGUGGAAUUCCCAUAUGGCCCCCCCGUCCAGGUCAGCGCUUCUUAUUAUACUGCACCAGGAUCCCUGGGGCACUCAACUGCCAUUGUCACCCUUCCGCAUCUUCAGCAACACAUAUCAGCUAAUAUGUGCGUCGCUCUACACUCCUACACUGCUCAUGGACCGGAGGAGCUGGAUUUGCAGAAGGGAGAAGGUGUUCGUGUUUUCGGGAAGUACUACGAAGGCUGGCUCAGGGGAAUGUCAUUGGUCACUGGAAGAGUUGGGAUCUUCCCCAGUAACUAUGUUGUUCCCCUUUUCAGGAAGUCACCCAAUUUCUCUGAAUCCAGGAUGCCUUCCCUGUAUGCCACUUGGACGUUAUCCACUGGCUCACUCUCCUCCCAGGGGAGCAUCUCAGAGAAUGGCCCAAGGCAAAGCAGGCCUUUGAAAUCAGCCUUCAUGCCCACGGUGCUGUCUUCGCCACUGAGAAACGUAGCUGUGCCGGCCACCUCAGGACAAACAUCACUGAGGCGAGGACGCGGCAGUACUAGGAAGAAUGGAUCACUGCAGAGACCUGUGCAGCCCGGAGCUCUUCCUCAGGUUGUCGGCUCCCUCAGUCGCACUCCAGUUGCCACGGUGCGGCCCCAGCAACUUCAGCUUUACCAGCAUGUCUCCUCUCAGCCCCCUGUCACCCCUGGCAUGGCGGACCCAGGAGCCAGGCCAAGCGCCUCCCAUGAUGCUUCAUUGCUGCUUGUGCCCAGGGCAGGUGAAAGCAGAUCUCCUUCUGUAUGUAGCUCAAUGAUCCUGGAUGCCAAAGAAUCCCCAGCAAAAAGUGAGCCAGCUCCAAAGCCACCUCCAUCAGCUCCGCCCUCCAUCCUGGUGAAACCAGAUACCUCCCGGAACAGCACCGAAAAGCAAGUGAAAACGGUGCGAUUUCAGAACUACAGCCCACCUCCGUCCAAGCGGCACAGCUCACAGCCAUCGCCAAACCAUCCCAGUGGCAACACUGAGCAGACAGCCCAGCCAGAAGCAAACACCCUGGGCCCUGACAUGACAGCUCUCUAUUCGCACCGACUCAGCUCCAGCCCAGUGCAUCUGAGGAGGACGCCGCACCCAAAGACCCCAUCGCUGGAUCUUUCUGCCCAGGCUGGGCAACUGACCUUCCCUACCAAAAAGAACUACAGCAGCGUUUCUGAGAACUGACAGGUUUUCUUCCCAUUCAAUUGCUUUCCUUUUCAAAUGGGGCUUUCGCCUCUGUGAUAAAAUAAGCUCCCCACAGACCUCACACCAACCUGCCACCACCCUGGCUUCUCCUUACAAGAGCUAGCGAUCCAGUCAGGAACUUACUAGACCCCAGUUCCAUGGGGAGCAAGGCCUCCUUCAGGCACUCACAAUAAUUGCAGCUGGCCAGCCAGUAACUCGGGGGCCUCUGAGGAACUGGCAUGGGGGUCAGCACCUCUCUCUAAUUUUAUGGUAGAGUCUCAUUUUAAAUGCAUCUGACUCACAUCCAGCAAGCCACAUCUGUAUGUCAUGGCAAUGCAUCAAAUGUCAUCAGCCCACACUGCCCCAGUGAGUAGAUGCAAGCACCACAGACCAACAUGGAAUGGGUUUGUGGUCCCUGCAAAACCAGUGUUCUCUGGUAUCCUCCAAUGUCUUGCAGCCAGCCUUAUAGAAAAGUGGAAGAGGGAAGAAGCGUGCAUAUAUCAGAAAUAGUUAAACCUUUUUUGGUAUCCUUUCUGCUAUGAAAGCCCAUAGAGAUCAAAACUCUGGUUCAUUACCUUUCUCAGCUCUACAGGAUAAAGAAACCAUAAAUCAAAUUCAGGCAGUUCCUGGAUGAAUUUUCAAGUUCCCCUUUGAUGGGUAUUUGCUUUAGUUUUUUGAGCCUGGGAGUAGAGGUAAUUUUCUGGGGAAGAGAACCCUGCCCUGCAAUCAGUACUAAGCUGCAGCUGUUUAUGACAGUCAUUGGGUCCUUGCAGUCAUGUGAUUUGGAUCUUGCUUCUGCUGGUUGGUUGGUUUUUUUCUGAGUUGUGGACAGUAUAGGCAGCACUUCCUAGAUGCCUGUGAUUCAGCGGCAAUGUAUUUCCCCCUGUUUAAAUCCUAAAUGGAUUUUUAAAAAUCUGGGUCCAUGUUGAAGUUCACGAAAUAGUUCUCUAAACAAUAUGAAGGAGAUUUGCACAUCUCCGUGACAUAUACCCUUCCUUCCCUCUCCCCAUCCCCUACCUUCAACUGAUCUUUCACUCUCUCUCUUAGCUAUGGAGCCACAGAAAUGAUAAGCAGAACUGGAAAGUGUAUCCAGCGCUUCCUCUGUGACUGAUGUUUAGCAAAUUGGCACAACGGGUUUGCUUGUCUGCGUGUACUUUUGUUUUUAGUGCCAGUGCAAAGACCGUCCAUCCCCUUUCCAGCUGGAGCAUGGGAGUAUUCGAUCUCAUGACAAUGGCUGCUGGGCUGGUUCAAAGACCAUUGUAAAGUAACAUUCUUGCUUCAUUGCACAGACCCAAUCAAAUUAACUCAAUAAGUCACUCUAAGCUUUCUGGAUCAUUGGGACAGCCUCCAAGGGGGAAGUUCUCUCUUGGAAUUAAGGAAGGGCAAUGGAUGAAGCCAUGCUGUGAACAGACAGGUUUUUUUCAUGUUUACAUACAGAAAUAAAUACACUGUAACCUCUAGCAAAGCGCAGUUAUCACUGUGCUACACACCAAGGCCUCUCAAAACUUAACAAUGGCAGAACUCAGAUCCUCCCAUUCCAAAAGCACAGCCCCCUAGCACCAUAAACUAUUUGAAAGUCUCCUUCAGCUGUUAGCAGUAUAAAUUAAAUGACACAUAGUUACACAAUUGACUCCAGCUAGCCAGAUAGGACUAUAUCUUUUUUGCCUGCCAAAGAGCCAGAACAGGAAUGAUGUGUGUCUAAUCCUACCCAAUCUUUCCCAUCCUAGCCUCCUUAAUCUGUACCCUCUUCCUCCGCCAAGUGCAUCUGAAGGGGCUGGAAGCAGAGACUCAUGGUACCCAGAAGUGUCCGACAGCCCCGGUCCUCUCAUAGCCCAAUAAUUAGGAUUCCUAGUUUUAGAUUAAAAUAGAUAUAACCCCUCUGAGACAAAAGUUUGGGAUUAAAAAAUAAAAACAAAGAAGCAGCCAGAUUUUGCCUAAAACUAAACACCUAAAAAUCAACAAUGCUAAAUACAAUUAUUGGUCUGCAGAAUUUUAGGGCAACAGACCACCUUAGGGCCAGAGGGACUGCCAGUUGGGAUCUGUGGUGCACCUAGUCCAGUAUACUGCCUAUGACCGCACCAGAUGCUUCAGAAAAUGGAGCAAGAAACCCCAUGGGGAGAUAAUCUGCCUCCCCUACCCCACCCUCAGAAGCUCUUGUUUAGUCAUAGGUGCUGGAACUAGAGGUGCUGCUGCACCCGCUGGCUUGAAGUGGUUUCUUUUAUUUUCAGGUUUACGGUUUGGUUUAAUGGCUUUCAGCACCCCCCACUAUAAAAAUUGUUCCAGCACCCCUGGGUUUAGUAGCUCAUCAUCACACUGCACAAGUGCUAGCAACUGGCAUCUGCUUUCACAAAUUUAAAAAACCCCAUUCCGUGGCUAGAGGCCACCAAUGACAUAGACAAAAGGCCUGAUUCUCCACUGCCUUGUACUGUGUGCUGUCAUUUAGGGUAUGUCUACUCUUGGAGCUGGGGGUGUGAUUCUCAGCUGGUGGAGACAUACAUGCACUCUCUCUGAUCAAGCUACCACACACAAUAGAGAGCCUAGUUACAUUGGCGACACGGACUAGCCACCUGAAGUAUGUACCCGUCUGAGAGGGUAGGCACGUACAUGGAGGCAAGUAGCCCCUCCUGCCACUCACACUGUUGUGGCUACGCUCUUUUUUAACAUGCUAACUGCAUCAGAACUAGCCUGGGUAGGUUCCUCGAGCUGAGAAUUACACUCCCUGUACAAAAUGCAGACAUAGCCUAAGACUUGGGUCAAGGGGAUGUAAAACACUACCAGUGAGAAGUAGCAAUGUACCCUCAAUAUGCCCAGACAUAAAUGACAACACAAGGUGCAAACGAGUAGAAAAAUCAAGCUGUUUGGUUUUGCUAAAAAUUGUCACUCCGAUGACUAAUGAACAUUUUAGAGACAAUAUCCCUUAGCUAAAGAUUCAUAACCCCUUUAAAAAAAACUGCACCAAAAAGCACUAGAUUUCCCCAGAUGCACUCAAGGAGGCAGAAAAGCCUAAUAAACAUGGCCUGGAUUAGAUCUUUUGGUAGUUUAUACCUAUAGCUGGGCAGGUUUGCCUGCUCAUGCCCUACCUCUGAAUGAUGAUUUACAGCACACUGAUGAAAAGCAAGGGGGCUUUCUAUGACCCACUCUGAAAUCUGCUGGUAUACUAACCAACAGAUUUCAACAGCUGACUCCUCACGAGGUUUAUCUAAAGAAGCUUGGUCAGAGCACGGGGGGGAGGAAGGAUAAGGAGGGAAGCCACCCAGGAGAAUUAAUUAUACAGAUGGAGUCACUGGCAAAUGCUGCAGGUGUAUAAAACAGUAGAAAGUGAAACUUUGGGUUCAAAAUAGAGAGGCUAUGGGGGGCUUUUGCCUUUUACACCUCUGGAAAAAGCCAUUUUACCCAUUCAUAUGAACACACUAAAACCAAGCCUAGUGUGAUUGUCUUGAUCAGGCCAUUUCUAGAGCCAGAGGUGUAGUUGCUCUGAACUGAAUGUGGCCCAUGGGCCUGACAUCCAUGAUCUAAAGCAUUUACCUUAAAGUCACACAGCCCUGUGACCGCUCGCUUGCCAUUAAGCAGCAAAAACUUCCUCCUUUUGGGCUGCAAGGACUGGGCAUGUGAAUGCUGAGGCAUAUGCCAGCCCGAGCAGUUAAGAUUUUCACAAUAUAUUUCACAGCUAUUCUUUGUAAGGUGGGGAGUUAAACUUCCGCUUCCUUGCCAGUACGGCAGGACUUGGAGCAGCCAUUUCAGUUCUCUUCUAAUGCAUGAAUUUCACUCAACGCUUCCUCAAGUCCAUAGGAGGAAGUUAAAGAGAGAGAGUGCACACCAGCUAUGUUCUCCAAAGAUGGAGAGAUUAGGUUCCUAAAGUGCGGAAUGCAAGUGCUGGAACAAAGUGGAAUAUUGUAAAGGAGAUGCUCUAUUUAGACUUAAAAGCUCAUUGCAUCAUGAACUAGUGGGAUCAAGAUGUUUUGCUCAUACACAUACACUACGUCUCUGCACUAGAUGGACAGAAUGAUUCCAUAUAGAAUAAAGAGCGAGGAGUCUUUGUGGCAUCUUAGAGACCAACAAAUUUAUUUGAGCAUAAGCUUUCGUGGGCUAAAACCCACUUCAUCGGAUGCAUGCAGUGGAAAAUACAGUAGGAAGAUUUCAGAGUAGCAGCCGUGUUAGUCUGUAUUCGCAAAAAGAAAAGGAGUGCUUGUGGCACCUUAGAGACUAACAAAUUUAUUUGAGCAUAAUUGCAUAAAUUUGUUAGUCUCUAAGGUGCCACAAGUACUCAUUUUCUUUUUAGUAGGAAAAUUAUUAUAUAAUGUAUAUAUAUAUACACACACACACACACACACAGAGAACAUGAAAAAUGGGUGUUGCCAUACCCACUAUAAUGAGAGUGAUCAGUUAAAGUUAAAUGGAUUAAGGUUUCAUGUUCUCUGUGUAUUCAUCGGAUGCAUGCAGUGGAAAAUACA